Molecule: messenger RNA, 1110 nt
Organism: Lepus europaeus (European hare)
Lineage: Eukaryota; Metazoa; Chordata; Mammalia; Lagomorpha; Leporidae
Gene: PURA
Product: purine rich element binding protein A
Exons: 1
Coding region: 1-975 (324 amino acids)
Biological process (GO): regulation of transcription by RNA polymerase II
Cellular component (GO): nucleus
Molecular function (GO): purine-rich negative regulatory element binding; RNA polymerase II transcription regulatory region sequence-specific DNA binding; DNA-binding transcription factor activity, RNA polymerase II-specific
Source: RefSeq, a predicted model, not a curated record
AUGGCGGACCGAGACAGCGGCAGCGAGCAGGGUGGUGCGGCGCUGGGCUCGGGCGGCUCCCUGGGGCACCCGGGCUCGGGCUCAGGCUCCGGCGGGGGCGGUGGUGGCGGCGGGGGCGGCGGCGGCAGUGGCGGCGGCGGCGGCGGCGGCGGGGCCCCGGGGGGGCUGCAGCACGAGACGCAGGAGCUGGCCUCCAAGCGAGUGGACAUCCAGAACAAGCGCUUCUACCUGGACGUGAAGCAGAACGCCAAGGGCCGCUUCCUGAAGAUCGCAGAGGUGGGCGCGGGUGGCAACAAGAGCCGCCUCACUCUCUCCAUGUCAGUGGCCGUGGAGUUCCGCGACUACCUGGGCGACUUCAUCGAGCACUACGCGCAGCUGGGCCCCAGCCAGCCGCCCGACCUGGCCCAGGCACAGGACGAGCCGCGCCGGGCGCUCAAGAGCGAGUUCCUGGUGCGCGAGAACCGCAAGUACUACAUGGAUCUCAAGGAGAACCAGCGCGGCCGUUUCCUGCGCAUCCGCCAGACGGUCAACCGGGGGCCCGGCCUGGGCUCCACGCAGGGCCAGACCAUUGCGCUGCCCGCGCAGGGGCUCAUCGAGUUCCGUGACGCUCUGGCCAAGCUCAUCGACGACUACGGAGUGGAGGAGGAGCCGGCCGAGCUGCCCGAGGGCACCUCCUUGACUGUGGACAACAAGCGCUUCUUCUUCGAUGUGGGCUCCAACAAGUACGGCGUGUUUAUGCGAGUGAGCGAGGUGAAGCCCACCUACCGCAACUCCAUCACCGUGCCCUACAAGGUGUGGGCCAAGUUCGGACACACCUUCUGCAAGUACUCGGAGGAGAUGAAGAAGAUUCAAGAGAAGCAGAGGGAGAAGCGGGCUGCCUGUGAGCAGCUCCACCAGCAGCAGCAGCAGCAGCAGGAGGAGACCGCCGCUGCCACCCUGCUACUGCAGGGUGAGGAAGAAGGGGAAGAAGAUUGAUCAAACUGAAUGGAAACCCCUCCCCAUACACACAUGCAUACACAUAGACACACACACACACACACGUACAGCCACACACAGAGAACAUAUACUGUAAAGAAAGAGAAUAAAGUUUAAAAGUUAAAAAAAAAAAAA